GUCAUUCCUUCGUCAAGCUGAAAAGUCAAACUCAAAAUUUGUAAAUUUGAUGAAAAAGUCUCAAAAACGGAUUACCAAAUUUAACUAAAUUGAAUUCUUUGGAUUGGGGUUAAAGUCGUAAGCCAAAGAGGUAGUUAAAAUUUUAAAAUGUCGGAGAUUUCGGACUGGUUCAACAGUUUGCCGUUCUUUACACGGUACUGGUUUGGAGGUACCUUGGCCCUUUCGCUAUUGGGACGAUUCGGUCUGGUCCCUGGUCAAUGGCUAAUUCUAAACUAUACACAAAUUUUCAGUCAUUUCGAGAUAUGGAGACCAAUCACAGCCUUAUUCUUUUACCCAAUUUCACCACAAACUGGUUUUCACUUUCUUCUCAAUUGCUAUUUUCUUAUAAACUAUUCGAAACUAUUGGAAAAUGGAGAAUAUCAAACUGUUCCGGCGGACUAUGCACUCUUGCUAUUGAUGAACUGGAUUUCUUGCGUGGUCUUUGGACUUUUCAUGAAUAUCAUGGUGCUGAUGGAUCCAAUGGUUUUGAGCGUCCUUUAUGUAUGGUGCAAUUUGAAUGCUGAUACAAUCGUCAGUUUUUGGUUCGGAACACAAUUUAGAGCCAAAUAUCUUCCGUGGGUCCUCUUCGGCUUCAAUCUUAUAUUGUCUGGAGGCGGAGUCCACGAGCUUAUCGGAAUCCUGGUUGGUCAUUUGUAUUUCUUCUUAAAGUAUCAAUACAUUCAACAAUACGGAGGACAAGAACUCAUAUCCACACCCACAUUCCUGCAAAACUGGUUCCCUCCAAGACGCGGAGUUGCAGGUUUUGGUCAACCGCCUCCAGGCCGACCUGCUGCAGCAGCAGGAGCAGGAGGUGGUGGUCACGGUUGGGGACGCGGAAACACCUUGGGUGGUUAAUUAUAUGAUUGAGUACUUUCCUACCAAACUAAAUUAAAUGAAAGCAUUACGAAUAUUAUAAGGUACAUAAUACAUAAUCCGUUUACUCUCUGUAAAUUAUUUUGUUUUGACACCGCUAUUCAUUUCACGAAUACUUUUUUAACCAAUGUGGGUCGUUUUGAUUGUAAUAAAAUGGUGUAUGUACAUGCAUAAAGGC
Molecule: messenger RNA, 1090 nt
Organism: Folsomia candida
Lineage: Eukaryota; Metazoa; Arthropoda; Collembola; Entomobryomorpha; Isotomidae
Gene: Der-1
Product: derlin-1
Exons: 6
Coding region: 148-894 (248 amino acids)
Biological process (GO): endoplasmic reticulum unfolded protein response
Cellular component (GO): endoplasmic reticulum membrane; Hrd1p ubiquitin ligase ERAD-L complex
Molecular function (GO): misfolded protein binding; ubiquitin-specific protease binding
Source: RefSeq, a predicted model, not a curated record